AAUCCACUCUCUGUUAUUAUAAAUCCCUAUUUCCCUCCCUCCCUCUCUCUCUCUCUCUCUCUCUCUGUUUUUUCUUUAUUCAUUUCAAUUUGUCAAUUUCUUCAUCGCUUUCUGCAAAAUCCAAAAUCACUCUUCUCCUGAAAGAUGGGAGGCGGAAAGGACAAGUAUAAUGAUGAUGACAAAGGAAUUUUCUCACACCUUGCACAUGGGGUAGCUCAAGCUGCUCAUGGGGGGUACCCACCUGGGGCCUACCCUCCACCACCAGGGGCAUACCCUCCUCAUCAAGGCUACCCACAUGGGCAUGGUUACCCUCCACAAGCUGGUUACCCUCCACAAGCUGGUUAUCCUCCUGGUGGUUAUCACCCUUCUGGUUAUCCUCCUGCUGGUUAUCCUCCGGCUAGUUACCCUCCAGCUGGUUAUCCUGGUUCAUCACAUGUCCCAGGGUCUCAUGGGCACGGGCAUGGUGGUAUGGGUGCAUUGCUUGCUGGUGGUGCUGCUGCUGCGGCUGCUGCAUACGGGGCUCACCAUGUUUCCCAUGGCCACUAUGGACAUGGUCUUAUGCCCCACGGGAAAUUCAAGCACCAUGGCAAGUUCAAGCAUGGAAAGUUCGGCAAGCAUGGAAAAUUUAAGCGUGGAAAGUUUGGCAAGCUAUUCAAGAAGUGGAAGUGAUCUUAUGUAUGUACAAAUGUGAAUCUAAAUGUUGCUGCAUAUUGCUUCUUAAAUAAACCAUAUGGUUCAAUCAAUACUUGUUCUAACUCUUGUAUUCUUUUUUUAAUGUUUUAUUUUCUUUUACUUUGGCUAAGACGAAGAUAAGAGACUCCGUUUUAUAUUGGAAAAUAUUAACGGCAAAGCCCAAAAAUGCUUAGGAUAUUAUGUGUAAGCUUGGAUUUGCUGCAGCAAAAUGCAUUGACUAGUUCAUCCCUAU
This is a messenger RNA of Gastrolobium bilobum, 925 nucleotides long. RefSeq names its product glycine-rich protein A3-like. NCBI's taxonomy places the organism in Eukaryota, Viridiplantae, Streptophyta, Magnoliopsida, Fabales, Fabaceae. The transcript has 3 exons. The record is from RefSeq and is a predicted model, not a curated record. Bases 145 to 669 code for a protein of 174 amino acids.